Molecule: messenger RNA, 2264 nt
Organism: Hyalella azteca
Lineage: Eukaryota; Metazoa; Arthropoda; Malacostraca; Amphipoda; Hyalellidae
Gene: eIF2beta
Product: eukaryotic translation initiation factor 2 subunit 2
Exons: 10
Coding region: 120-1103 (327 amino acids)
Biological process (GO): formation of translation preinitiation complex; translational initiation; formation of cytoplasmic translation initiation complex
Cellular component (GO): eukaryotic translation initiation factor 2 complex
Molecular function (GO): translation initiation factor binding; translation initiation factor activity; mRNA binding
Source: RefSeq, a predicted model, not a curated record
GCAGCACAUGGCAGUGUUGACGCUAAAGUGCUGAUGAAAUCUUCUUACAUCAAUGGUGGAAGGGAAAGGAGCACUUAUGUUUCUAUAAAGAGCACACGGAGGCCGGAGCACAAGUAGACAUGGCUGAAGACGAGGCGAUCUUUGAGCCAAAGCUCACGGAGAAGAAGAAGAAGAAAAAGACUGGAUUCAAUUUGGAAGCUGCCCUGACCGAAGCCACUCCUGAUUCAAAUAUUGAUCCUCUCAAUGGUGUUGAAAAUGGGAAAGAUGAAGCACAUGAUGACACAGAAUUUCUUGGAAAAUCCAAGAAAAAGAAGAAGAAGCCCUUCAAUUUUGACGACUUGAAUGAGGUCCUCGACUCGAGUGCUCCCACCACCGGGAGUGCGGUAGAAGUGGAACCUCCUGAAGAACCCACAGAUGAUGUUGACAACACCAAUUUGGAAAUGGACCUCGAGUUUGACUACUCCUCCAAGAAGAAGAAAACCAAGUCAAAGAAAAAGGUGGACAUUGAGAAGCUCAUUGCUGACGAUGAUAAGGAUGGUCAAACUGAAGACAGGGAGAUGGAAGAAUAUGGGGCCCAUGCCGUGGACGAAGCUGAUGACGCGUGGGGCGACAGCGAGCGCGACUACAGCUACGACGAGCUCGUGCAGAGAGCGUUCGACCAGCUCAGGCUCAAGAACCCGGAGAUGGCGGCCGGCGAGAAAAUCAUGAAGCCUCCUCAUGUGCUGCGUAUUGGCUCCAAGAAGUCGGCCUUUGUAAACUUCUCGCACAUUUGUCGGCUGCUGCACAGAGUACCGCAGCACGUACUACAGUUCCUGCUUGCUGAGCUGGGAACAUCAGGCAGCAUUGAUGGUAAUUGUCAACUGAUUAUUAAGGGCAGGUUUCAGCAGAAGCAAAUCGAGAACGUAUUGAGGCGGUACAUUAAGGAAUACGUGACGUGCCACACAUGCCGCUCCUCGGACACCAUCCUACAGAAGGACGCCAGACUUUAUUUCCUGCAGUGCGAGCAGUGCAACAGCCGCUGCUCCGUUGCUCCCAUCAAGAGCGGCUUCCAGGCUGUGGCGAACAAGCAGCAGAGACAAGCUAUCAGGGCAAGCAAAAACUAAGCUAAAGUCAGCUCCUAGUCUGCUCUGUCCCACACUACUCUGUGGCCAGCCCCACACUUCCAUGCUCUGCAACUGCUGGUGUCAACUCUGCAGAUGUUGGUAUCCGCGACUUGCAAGACUGCGUCUUUUCUUACACAGCGUCCCUAAUUUCGAUAGAUCCACACUUGCUUGUCACUACCAGUCGUUUUUUCAUUAUUAUUACUUUUCAGUAUAAUUAUUUAUAAAAUUAUUCAUUUUGAAUUGUGAGUUACGAUGAAUCUGAAUUGAUAUUAAUAUUGUGAAAUCAUGCCGUCGCAAUUACAAAUGCAUCCCACUUCUGUGUUGUUUGUGAAUUAUUAUCUUUAUUCUAUUGAGGUAGCUGAGUCUGGUAUCUAUGUCUAACGUUCAAUAGACUGGGUUACGAUGCUUCUCUUGUGUCACUGGGCGUUUGGCACUUAGAUUCCGUGUGACUGAACUGACUUAGAUUCCAAUAUGAAAUCUCGCACGAAGUGUGAGAUUUCUUUUCGAACGGUCAGAAGAAUAAAGCCUAGGUUACGAUGCUUCUCAUGUGUCACUGUUUGGUACUUAGAUUCCGUGUGACUGACAAGAAGUGUGAGAUUUCUUUUGAACCGUUCAGAAGACUAAAGCCAUCUGCUAAAACUCCUCUAAUCUUAUGUUAUUAUUUCGAUUGUUCGUCCACGUACCCAAAAGAAUAAAGUUGUUCAUGCUGUCCAAUCACAUUAUUGUAGCAAUGAUAUAACCAGACGCGUACCAGGUGUUGCGAUAUACCUUUCACAUGUACAUACUUCAUCGACUUGGUUAGAAUAUUUGUUGUUCUAGGUUCAGUAGCGGGAGAAGGAGCCUCUCAUAUACAUGGGCUUUUUGUUAUCAAAUGCCGAAAACAUGAUGCUUGAACAGUAGGAAUCGAACUUUUUAGCCAAGUACGGCGAAUGUAGCCCGUUUCUUAUAGCUUUUAUUAUUGGAGGCAUCGUCAAGAGAGUUGUGUGCGAAACUAGUAUGCUUGGAUAGCUGUAGGCGAGUUGAGUAAAGGUCAAUGAGUAUUGUAAGCUAUGUAUCUUAUCCAUGAUAUUCUAGAUUUUUUAAAGCAUACGUAAGCAAAAACAUUAAAGUCAAUGUAAUUCGACGUAAAGGUUCAGUUAAAAAUAAAGAAUCUGAAAGUAU